CUUUACCCUCACAAUCAAGCCAUAUUACUGAAUGUCCCAUACGGGCCGUCAGAAUGGCCGCCAGCUUUGGGGAGAAAUUGCUGGGCGAGGUCUAUGAGGAGGGUCUGGAUGAGCUCUUGCAUGACUUGAAUUGCCUCUAUGAGAGUAGCAAUAACACUCCAAGAGAGCGCCUAGGAAUCCAGGCACUUGACGACUUGCUGGGAGUCUUUGUACCUUCUCCUACUGCAGUUCCCGGGGUACAAGCGCAAUACCAGCCUCCAGAGCCGACCAUUCGGGCCGACCUAGACAAGCAGGAGCAGGAGCAGGAGCAGGUCUCUCAUGAAGAGCCCAUCCAAUCCCAGCUAGGACAUGAUUCAAAUACAUACUACAGAGAACAAUUCCACCCACCAGUCCGUAUAAAGAGUACAGACCCAGUGGUGGAAAUUUCGAGCACGUCAUCUGGUGCAGGCAAGACUCAGACACUGUAUUAUCUGGCUGCCGUCGCGAUUUUACCGUCCGAGUUCAACGGCGCCAAGCUCAAUGGACGAGAGUCUGCGGUAGUCUUCAUCGACUCGGACGGCCGCUUCGAUGCUGGGCGACUUUUGACCGUAGCUCGGGGCAUUGUCCACAAGAAGCUCAAGAGCCAGCAUGAGCGUGCAGUGUCUACUAGCGCAUCAGCUACAGAAGGUGUACUGGAGUAUUCACAAGAAGACCUUGAUGCCCUGUUGGUAGCCUCUCUGCAACAUGUCCAUGUCUUCCGCCCUCAGUCUUCCGUGGCCCUUCUGUCUACUUUGCAAUCCUUGGAUGCCUACCUCCUUGACCUGGCGCGGCACUUUUCAUCUAGUCGCCCGCUCCAUGCCAUUAUCGUCGAUAGCGCAAGCGCCUUCUUCUGGCAAGACAAGCUACACGACGAAGUUGCUCGGACGGAGGACAUCGGGCGUCCCUACGAUGAGAUCGAGUGCGAAAGACGCGAAAAGAAGAGUUUCUACCUGUUUGAUAUGUACGCGGAUCUCGUCACGGAAUUGAAACGGUUACAGCGACGCUUUAGCUGCGCAGUAGUUUACACUACCAUUGCGUGGAGCGGCCGGUCCAUUCCCGGUCAGCUGUCUACGCCUAGACCUUCUGGGCCUUUUGCCCUGUUCGAUCCGUCGGAUGUCCCCGCUUCAAGGACCCCGUCUUUUCGGUCUUCACUUCCUGGGCCCUGGGGAGUGUUUCCGACUAUACGGCUGGUUGUUCAGCGGGAUAUGGUGAGACCUUUCCCCCCUACGAUGACAGCCAUUGAGGCGCAGCGACAGGCUCCGAGGCGGCAGGAGGUCGUCUUGAAGGGGCGGUUCGUGGGAUGGGUCAAUGGCUGGGGACGCGAGGAUUGGCCUCGAAGAGUGGUGAAGGGACUGGAGGAGAAAAGUGGAGGCAUGUUUGGGUUUUAUGUCGGGAUGGAUGGAGUUGAUUUCGAUUAAUAUCUAUGUUCUGUCUAAGCCGCAAUGUAUGUGCACCG
Aspergillus alliaceus is the source of this 1474-nucleotide messenger RNA. RefSeq names its product putative Rad51 family DNA repair protein. Gene Ontology annotation, cellular component: Rad51B-Rad51C-Rad51D-XRCC2 complex; replication fork; centrosome. NCBI's taxonomy places the organism in Eukaryota, Fungi, Ascomycota, Eurotiomycetes, Eurotiales, Aspergillaceae. Gene Ontology annotation, biological process: double-strand break repair via homologous recombination; DNA strand invasion. Gene Ontology annotation, molecular function: four-way junction DNA binding. The transcript has 3 exons. The record is from RefSeq and is a predicted model, not a curated record. The coding region runs from base 54 to 1436 and encodes 460 amino acids.